Molecule: messenger RNA, 1479 nt
Organism: Conger conger (European conger)
Lineage: Eukaryota; Metazoa; Chordata; Actinopteri; Anguilliformes; Congridae
Gene: tal2
Product: T-cell acute lymphocytic leukemia 2
Exons: 2
Coding region: 162-497 (111 amino acids)
Biological process (GO): regulation of transcription by RNA polymerase II
Molecular function (GO): protein dimerization activity; RNA polymerase II cis-regulatory region sequence-specific DNA binding; DNA-binding transcription factor activity, RNA polymerase II-specific
Source: RefSeq, a predicted model, not a curated record
GUCUUGCAGGACCUGCAAUCAGCUACUGCCACCAUCAGCAGACAGACCUGCCUGAUGACCUGAGCAACACGCAUCCACCCAGCACAUCUUACUCUCCCAGCGGCCACACUUACAGUCUCAGGAGAACUCUUCACAUCCGUCUCCCCAGGGGCCCCAGAGCCAUGACCAGGAAGGUGUUCACCAACACCCGGGAGCGCUGGAGGCAGCAGAACGUGAACAGCGCCUUUGCCGAGCUGCGCAAGCUGAUCCCCACCCACCCGCCGGAGAAGAAGCUGAGCAAGAACGAGAUCCUGCGCUUAGCGAUGCGCUACAUCAACUUCCUGGUGCAGCUGCUGGAGACCCAGAGCGGGCAGCCGGCAGACCGGGCACCCCCCUCCCUGCUCACCUUCCUGCAGGGCAGCGUGGAGCACCUGCACUCCGCCCGGGCCUGGGGACUGGCCAGCGACACCGACGCCCCGUCGCCUGGAUCCAGCUGCGGAAGCUCGGAGGCCUGGUAGACCACCCCAAAACAACGCACGGCGUACCCCGCUCCACGUUUCCCCAGAUCAUCCCGUGGGUCCUUCCCUCAGCUCUGCUCAGAGAAACUCUGCCCCGAAGCAAGCAAACAACACUUUCUGGAAGAUGCACCAUUGAGGUUCUUAAUCCAAGCUUUUCAGUGUCAUGCUUUAAUGUUUAAAUGGCAGCUUGUUGAAUCACGGGAGAGGAGUGCAGCUUUUUUUGUCUGAAUCUGCAUGGAUGUAGCUUGGAUGUCCCCCUCCCUACCAUUUGACAUAUCAUUUCUUCUUCGUGCCUGUGCCAUAGGCGAUUUUGAAAUCUACGUUAUUAGGUAAAGUGCUUCGAUCUACAUCGAAUGCAGCUCCACGUUGUGAGAUGUGGAUGAAAUAUCCAUGGUGUCUGGAAUUCAGAGAAGAUUGAAGGAUUUUGAAAAACAAUCUGUCUGAAGACCAGUUCAACAAAUCCACAAAGGAGACAUAAGGAAACCCAACCCUGUUUAAAAAUCAUCUUGAAACAAAACAAAAUAAUUUAAAUAAGAGCAACAUUUAUACUUCCUUUGUAGGAUAUAUUCUUGAUUAUAGAAAGUAUCUUUGGGGAUCAUACAGAAUACAUCAAACUGUGCUAAAUGAAAAUAUUGGUUAUGACCACAGUGGCACUAAUGCUACCCUCCCCCUCUGCAACCCCUAAUCUGACCAGCUAAAUUGUAUAUUUAUUAAGGAGAAAGGUAAAGGAAAAUUGACAAUCCUUUUAAAUUAUCUUCAGAACUACUGGAUGGACAGUACAGAAGUAUAUGUUGUUUUAUUUAAAAGUCCUGUAGCCAAAGAGGAAUAUGUGGUCUUUAUCAAGACUUGUGGUUCAAUCAUACACCGUGUGCAUUGUCAUGUAUAUUUUGCUGGUUUGUUUUUAAUAUGGUAAUCUAUUAUUUAUUAUGAUUUAUUUAUUUACUGCAUCUGUAAUUUGUUAAUAAAGUAUGUUGUAACAAAA